AUGGCACAUAGGCAUGCUCUUGAAGCCCUCAACGCUACACUACAAGAUCUCAGAGAUUGCUCAACUACAAUGGGGGGUGUUACGAUUCUACUUUCUGGUGACUUUCGGCAGACUCUACCAGUUAUUCCUAAAGGAACCAGGGCAGACGAAGUUAGUGCGUGCCUCAAGUCGUCUUCAUUAUGGCAAAGCAUAACAACGCUGACCCUUACAAUGAAUAUGCGAGCCAGACUGCAUAGCGACCAACAGGCAGCAGAAUUUGCAGCGAACCUUUUGUCACUGGGGGAUGGAAAUUCAUUUCUCAGUGAUGAUGGAGAAACUACGCUGUGCUCGAUUUCAACAAAUGUCAACACCCUCGAAGAACUAAAAGGAAAAGUAUUUCCCCGUCUGCAUGAAAACUACCAGGACCUUAAUUGGUUAUGCGAAAGAGCUAUUUUAGUUCCAAAAAACAGCAUGGUUAAUGCCAUCAACCAACAACUGGUGCAAGUCAUUCCUGGUAGGCUUCAUGUCUACAAAUCAAUUGAUUCGAUCCCUGACACAAAUCAGGCAGUCAACUAUCCCGUUGAAUUUCUUAAUUCACUGGAACCACCAAGAUUGCCCCCUCAUAUAUUGUCAGUGAAAGUUGGAACUCCAGUUAUGCUUCUGAGGAAUCUAAGCCCUCUAAAACUCUGCAAUGGUACGCGUCUUGUCAUUAAGUCUGCCAUGCAGCACGUCAUCGAAGCUACCAUCAUUUCUGGAUGUAGAAAAGGAGAGGAUGUCUUCAUACCGAUGAUUCCACUUACUCCAUCUGAUGCUGACAUCCCUUUCCAAUUUCGGCGACUUCAAUUCCCGCUACGCAUCAGUUUUGCCAUGUCCAUCAACAAGUCCCAGGGGCAAACACUGGCAGCACAAAAUGAAGGCAUCCAACAGAAACGUUCACUAGAAAGGUACAAGAGGGAUUCAUUCAUGGAUGUCCAUAAAUUAUCUUCACAACUUCCACAAUUUUAUUAUAUCUAUAUUAAAGAUAAUUUAUGA
Molecule: messenger RNA, 1011 nt
Organism: Octopus bimaculoides (California two-spot octopus)
Lineage: Eukaryota; Metazoa; Mollusca; Cephalopoda; Octopoda; Octopodidae
Biological process (GO): DNA repair; telomere maintenance
Molecular function (GO): DNA helicase activity
Source: RefSeq, a predicted model, not a curated record